This is a messenger RNA of Oncorhynchus mykiss (rainbow trout), 2600 nucleotides long. RefSeq lists its product as uncharacterized. NCBI's taxonomy places the organism in Eukaryota, Metazoa, Chordata, Actinopteri, Salmoniformes, Salmonidae. The record is from RefSeq and is a predicted model, not a curated record.
GGAAUAUUAUGCUAGGGCUUAUACCAGCCAUUAUUUCUGAUUACUGGGGAGCUUUUGAGGCGCAAAAUGGCCGUGAUGAUUGGAAUCGCUUUCAGAGUUUCUUGGCUUUGUUGCCUGCUAAUUGGCGGGAUAACCUGUUCUACAUCAAGUGAUGGGUAUCCUGCACCAGGUUCUGAUGCAGCAUGGCUCUAUACAGGCCCACUUAGGUCUAAAGGAUAUGGUAAUUACAACUCUCCAACAGCUCAAUUGCAAGCGCAGCUGACCGAAGAGCAACAGAAACAUCUGGGAGCCAUCCUGCAAAAGCAACUGGCCCCCAUGCCCCAGGCACCUCAGAAAAUGUGGUAUCCAACUCAAAUGCCCCAGCAGGAAAAGCAACCGGCCGCCAUGACCCAACAGCAGACGCUAUCGGCCUUUUAUCCUAAGCAGCUUCAAUCAAUGUUGUAUCCAGCUCAAAUGCCCCAGAAGCAACCAGUUACUGAACUUCAGCUUCAGAAGGAACAGGCCUCCAUACCCCAGCUACCUCAGCAAGUGUGGUAUCCAGUUCAAAUUCCUCAGCAGCAAAAGCAACCAGCUACUGGUCCUCAGCAGCAGACGGAACUGACCACCAUGUCCCAGAAGCAACCGGCUCCAAUGCCUAUACCGCAGAAACAACCAACAGCUAUGCCCCAGAAAGCAUGGUAUCCAGCUCAAAUGCAGCAGAAGCAACCGGCCACCAUGCACCAGCAAGUGUGGCAUCCAGCUCAAUUGCCCCAGCAGCAAAAGCAACUGGCUACUGAACCUCAGCAGCAGAAGGAACCGGCCUCCAUAACCCAGCAACCUCAGCAAGUGUUGCAUCCAGCUCAAAUGCUGCUGAAGCAACUGACUGCCAUGCCCCAGCAAGUGUGGUAUCCAGCUAAGCCCCAGAAGCAACUGGCCGCUGAUCCUCAGGAGCAGAUUGAACUGACCGCCAUGCCCCAGCAACCAUGGUAUCCAGCUCAAAAGCCCCAGCUGCAGAAGCAACCGGCUACUGAACCUCAGCAGCAGAAGGAACCGGCCUCCAUAACCCAGCAACCUCAGCAAGUGUUGCAUCCAGCUCAAAUGCUGCUGAAGCAACUGACUGCCAUUCCCCAGCAAGUGUGGCAUCCAGCUCAAAUGCCCCAGAAGCAACAAACCGCUGAACCUCAGUGGCAUCCAGCCAAAUUUCCCCAGGAGCAACCAGUCCCUAUGCGUCACCUGCAGAAGGAACUGACCGCCAUUCCACCACUGAGGCAAUCCGCUCAAAUUCCCCAGCAGCAUAAGCAACCGGCUGCCAAGCAUCAGCAAUUGUGGCAACUGGCCCCCAUUCCCCAGCAGCCUCAUGACGUGUGGUAUCCAGCUAAAAUGGUCCAGAAGCAACAAGCAGCUGCAACUCGGCGGCAGAAGGAACUGACCACCAUGCCUCAAGAGUGGCAUCCAGCUCAAUUUCCCCAGCAGCAGAAGCAACCAGCCCUAAUGCUUUUACCGCAGAAGGAACUGACCGCCAUACACCAGCAACCUCAGCAAGUGUGGUAUCCAGCUCAAAUGCCCCAGAACCAACCAACCACUGAACCCCAGCAGCAGAAGCAACCGGCUGCUGAACCUCAGCAGCAGAAGGAACCGGCCACCAUGCCCCAGCAACCAUGGUAUCCAGCUCAAAAGCCCCAGCUGCAGAAGCAACCGGCCGCUGAACCUCAGCAGCAAAUUGAACCGACCGCCAUUCCUCAGCAAGUGUGGCAUCCAGCUGAAUUUCCCCAGCAGCAGGAGCAACCGACCGCCGUACCCCAGCAAGUGAGGUAUCCAGCUCAAAUGCCCCAGCAGCGGAAGCAACACACUGCCAUGCCACAGCACCAACUGACCCCCAUGCCUCAGCAAUUAUGGCAUGUAGCUCAAAUGCCCCAGAAGCAACUGGCCCCAAUGUCUCAGCAGAAGCACUACGAAAGCACUGAAGAUGGUGCCUCUAGUAGCACUCAGGCCAGCAUCGUUGGACAGUCGGGUGUCAUCCCAAUCUAUUCCUACAGUUCCAAAUCGCACUACGAGAAUGGCAGAACUGUCUUCUCCCAAACCCGCUACACUCCUAGGGAGGCUAUCCCUGUUGACAGUGGAAGUGCGCCCAAGGACAGUUUUGUUGGUACUGGUGCACCAAGUGUAUAUCCAUCACUAGUGAAGGAUUCUGCAAGCUAAUGGUUCACUUUAACCUGCUCUGAUCUUUGCUCUCUGAAUUUGAAGUCCUUUGUACUAACCAUAUUUAACAGGAAAAUGUAAUGGAUUCAUCCUCUAGAAGCUAAUGGUGAGAAUUGUUUUUGACAUUGGUUACUUAACAUUCUGUGUUGCUGACACUGCAUUUCUUUCUGCUUUUGUUUUGACCAAGAAGUUGCUGGUGCUCUUGCUACGCUAGAGAGGGAGUACAUUAACCAUUUUACUUUCAAAAAUGCCUUGUCUCUUUGAAAUAAUGGUUCUCGUGUCCAUUGCUUUCUAAUUGAGAACAGGUGGUGUUCAGUCUGUAGUAAAAAUGACUGUUCAGUUAAUUCUUUGGUUUUCUAAUCUUUUACCUUUGCUACUGAUUGUUCAAAAUAAAAGCUUGGGUCUACAUAAGAGCAUUUGUC